This is a messenger RNA of Aspergillus pseudoviridinutans, 465 nucleotides long. RefSeq lists its product as uncharacterized. Bases 1 to 465 code for a protein of 154 amino acids. The record is from RefSeq and is a predicted model, not a curated record. The transcript has 3 exons. NCBI's taxonomy places the organism in Eukaryota, Fungi, Ascomycota, Eurotiomycetes, Eurotiales, Aspergillaceae. Gene Ontology annotation, cellular component: mitochondrion.
AUGCUGUCCUCGCGGAUUUUGACCCGGCGCCUGCCCCAGGUUGCUGCUCGUUUUACCGCUCCGCGCGCCUCAUUUUCACAAAUCCGGAGUCUUUCUGCAGCUGAGAUCGAUGAUCCUUUGCAGAACGGAGGUUAUCAGAACCCUCCUCGUGUGAAGCGUGCUUUCAGAGACCCCUACGGCGACUGGUGGGAUAAGCAGGAGAGAAGGAACUUCGGCGAGCCGGUUCACGAGGAGAAUGAAAUUCUCGGCGUCUUCAGUCCCGAAGCAUAUACCCAUGUCACACCCCGCAAAGGGCUGUUCCAGAUUGGAGCUUUCAUCGCAACCUUCCUUACUCUCUGCGGCGUCGUGAGCCUGUACUACCCUGACAAGCCCAGCGUCCCAAAAACUUAUCCCGACGGCUUGGAGAAGGAGCUUGGCGGUGCGAGUGCUGUUCCGGCUCGCAAGGCCGGUGAGGACUCUCGGUAG